AUGUUGACACAAGAAAGCAAUCUGGCUGGCAAAGAAGGAAUUAUACGAUGCAUAUUUCUUUCGGAGUUUCAUGCGACCGCUGGAAGUAAAAUAACAUGUCAGUCACCGCAAAAUUUCAUCUCAAAGCAUGCAUUCGAUUUGAUAAACGCUUAUAUUCUGCCUAAAAGAGAACUUGAGCGGCAAGUAUUAACAGUCAAUACAUUAGGCAUUAAGAUUGUUGGAUAUCCAGUGAAAAUUGAUCAUGAGAAAUAUGCACGAAAUGCAUUCUACUUUAACAUUUGCUUUGUCUGUGAUCAUUAUUGUCGGAGUGUUCAGUACGAGCCGAUUGUUAAGAAACUUUGUGAAUUUUUAAUUAUGAUGGAAAUGCAAUAUAGCUUCCUAUCCAAUGACGAGUAUCGUCCACGCAUACAAAAGAUGCUAAAUAAAAUUAUAAGUGAUCUCAAUGAGUCAAAAGUAUGCACAAUAACAGAAGAGGAAACGUCAAUUCACUUAAAGAUUCUCAAAAUCACUGACGAUCCGCCAGAAGUCUUUGAUCAUCAAGUGCCAGUUUUAAAACGAGAAUUUGAGAAUAUGUCACUUAGUGAAUGUGAUUUGACAACUCAACAAGUCUUGCCAUUCAUUAAUGGCUUACAUCAUGUUGGAAAAAUUUCAAUGCUCGCCGAUGUCGAAAAUGCUCUGGUCAAGUCAUGCAUACAGAACCUCGUUUAUUAUAAUUUCGUUGAGCUUUUGCCACUUUUUAAAUAUUCAAAUGUAUAUAUGUGCACUAGAAAUCUCCAAAAGUUGGCAAGGAAUCAAGAUUUUGCUCAGGAGUGUUUAAGCUAUGUCGCUUUAAAAAACGAUCAACCUAUUCCUACUAUUUAUAAUGUUUUUCAGAUUUAUUCACAAAUGACCCACGGUGUCAAUUUAAAGACUUUAUGCAUACGAUUAUCGCCCCGACAAAACAACAUAAAUGAACGAAAACUAGUCGAUUAUGGCUUAAAGCAUAGCUUAAUUAGAUGCAUCAAUAAAUAUCCAAUAUUUACUGGUUCCAUUCCAAAUGCUCGACAGAAAAUGUACAACGGAAUGAAUCAUUUUGAUGAGAUUUGCUGUGCUACAGGAUUGUCUACGAUCAAGUUGGAAGAACUGAUCGAUGCCGACACUAAUGUUACGAUACUAAUGAAAUGA
Chironomus riparius is the source of this 1164-nucleotide messenger RNA. The record is from the annotation of a GenBank genome assembly. NCBI's taxonomy places the organism in Eukaryota, Metazoa, Arthropoda, Insecta, Diptera, Chironomidae.